Molecule: messenger RNA, 831 nt
Organism: Plasmopara halstedii
Lineage: Eukaryota; Oomycota; Peronosporomycetes; Peronosporales; Peronosporaceae
Product: ras-related protein rab-21-like
Exons: 2
Coding region: 1-831 (276 amino acids)
Biological process (GO): Rab protein signal transduction
Molecular function (GO): GTP binding; GTPase activity
Source: RefSeq, a predicted model, not a curated record
AUGGGUGAACGCUCAACUAAGAAGUUUAAAAUUGUUUUACUGGGCGAAGGCCGCGUGGGCAAAACGUCUAUCUUAUUGCGUUAUAUUAAAGGUGAAUACAACGACCAGCAGGUAUCGACAUUACAGGCUUCGUAUCUCGAUAAGCGAUUGCUUGUUGACAAUCGUCGCGUGGCGCUUUCGCUCUGGGAUACGGCAGGUCAGGAACGUUUUCAUGCCCUUGGCCCCAUCUACUACCGAGACGCCGAUGGUGCACUGCUAGUGUAUGAUAUAACAGAUGCUGAAUCGUUUCGCAAGGUCCGUACGUGGGUGCGAGAAUUGCGGCGCAUUGUUGGUGACGAUAUUUCAAUUUGUAUUGCCGGCAAUAAGAGCGAUUUGCAUCGGAACCGCAAGGUACCGGAAGACGAAGCCAAGCGUUACGCUGAAUCAGUGGGCGCUGCACAUUUUGACACGUCUGCAAAGUUAAAUCGUGGUCUAGAGGAUGCAUUUGUUGAGCUCACUCGUCGUAUGUUGGGUCGCACGGGUGGUAAGAAGAAAAAAGGCAGUGCAUUAAUUGCCGAUGAUGAGGACGACGAGCCGUUGGCCAAGCCCCCAACUAGUAAGCCUCCGACUAGCAAGACACGAUCACAAUCACAGACACAGCAAGCGCAGACACAUGCGGAACUGAACAGAACAGAAGAAGUACCGAGAAGUCGCGGCGGUGGACGAGGACAACCCAUUCAGAUUGUGGAGGAUGACGAUGGAUUCACUCCUGGCGCAUCGAAAAAUACUGGGUUGAGAGUGAGAGGAGCUACACAUGUGGACACGGGCAAGGCCAAAAGCGGCUGUUGUUGA